AUGGCCUGGUUGACAACAACACAGCUGCUGUUCCUACUGGUGUUGGUGGCUACCGCAUGGGGUGACCAGUUCAGGACUACGCAGGUCAGGACUGAACUUCUCAAUGUCUGCAUGAAGGCCAAGCACCACAAGGAAAAGCCAGGCCCUGAGGACAAGUUGCAUGACCAGUGCAGUUCCUGGAAGAACAACUCCUGCUGCUCUAUCAACACUAGCCAGGAAGCUCACAAGGAUAUUUCCAGCCUGUACAGAUUCAAUUGGAAUCAUUGUGGAAAGAUGGAGCCUGCCUGCAAGUGGCACUUCAUCCAGGAUACCUGCCUCUAUGAGUGCUCCCCCAACUUGGGGCCCUGGAUCAAACAGGUGGACCAGAGCUGGCGCAAAGAGCGGAUCCUAGACGUGCCCCUGUGCAAAGAUGACUGUCAGAGCUGGUGGGAGGACUGCCACACCUCCUACACCUGCAAGACCAACUGGCACAAGGGCUGGAACUGGACCUCAGGGCAUAACCAGUGCCCAACAGGAGCUUCCUGCCACCGCUUUGAUUUCUUCUUUCCCACACCUGCUGCUCUGUGCAAUGAAAUCUGGACUCACUCGUACAAGGCCAGCAACUACAGUCGAGGGAGUGGCCGCUGCAUCCAGAUGUGGUUCGACCCAGCCCAGGGAAACCCCAAUGAAGAGGUGGCAAAAUUCUAUGCUAAGGCCAUGAGUGGGGCUGAGACCCAUUGGGCCCAUCCUGUCCUGCUCGGCCAUGUUCUCCUGCUCUGGCUGCUCAGCUGA
Messenger RNA from Orycteropus afer afer, 771 nucleotides. Its product is annotated as folate receptor alpha-like. Gene Ontology annotation, molecular function: signaling receptor activity. Gene Ontology annotation, biological process: sperm-egg recognition; fusion of sperm to egg plasma membrane involved in single fertilization; cell adhesion. Gene Ontology annotation, cellular component: external side of plasma membrane. Lineage: Eukaryota; Metazoa; Chordata; Mammalia; Tubulidentata; Orycteropodidae. The record is from RefSeq and is a predicted model, not a curated record. Bases 1 to 771 code for a protein of 256 amino acids. The transcript is spliced from 4 exons.